AUGACGUCAGAAAUCCAACCUUUCAAGAUGGCAGUGCCCGAGGAUGAGCUUGCUAAGCUCAAAGCCAAACUGUAUGCCGCGUCCUUACCGCCGGAAACAGCCUUCUCCGACGAUUGGGAACGCGGAAGCUCCCAGGCGGACGUGAGGCGCCUCGUGGCACGCUGGAAGGAAACAUUCGACUGGCGCGCGGCAGAGGCGGAACUCAACAAGAUUCCUCAGUUCGCGACCAGCGUCGACGUCGAUGGGUUUGGCAGCAUCGAGAUGCAUUUUGUUCACCAGCGGAGCCAGGAUGAGAAUGCAAUUCCGCUAUUGUUCUGUCACGGGUGGCCCGGUGGCUUCUGGGAAGUCAGGAAACUGCUCCCAUUACUCACAUCCCAAAAUGUGGGAGAGCCAUCUUUCCAUGUCGUAGCACCAUCUCAUCCCAACUUUGGCUUCUCUGAACAUGUCACCAAGCCUGGCUUUAACGGCAGAAAGUACGCCGAGGCAGCACACAAGCUGAUGCUACGGCUCGGCUACGGCAAGUAUGUCACCCAAGGUGGUGAUUGGGGUUACAGGAUCACUCGGGCCCUGGGCCUACUGUAUCCAGAAAACGUCCUCGCCUCACACAUCAACAUGAUCCUCGCAGACCCCCCUACCCUGCUCCGGCACCCCAUUCUGUACCUUCGUGCACUGCUCACCCCGCACACCGCAUCCGAGAAGGCCAUGCUGGCAAACGUCAAGAAACUCGUGAAAAGGGGCAUGGGCUACAACCUGCAACAGUCAACAAAGCCUGCGACCAUCGGCUUCGCCCUCGCCGACAGCCCUGUCGCGCUGCUGGCGUGGCAGUACGAGAAACUGGUCAGUUGGAGUGACGACGACUACAGCUGGACCGACGACGAGGUCCUCACCUGGGCCUCGCUGUACGUCUUCUCCCGCCCGGGCCCGGCCGCCAGCGUGUGCAUCUACUACGAGGACACGCUGGGGGAGGAUGGAUUCGGCGAGGAGAGCGGGGGCAUCAAGGAGUCCAAGAGGUGGAACGGAGCCGUGCCGCUGGGUCUCUCGUCCUUCCCGCGCGACAUGGGUGUCCUCAUCUCUUCUGGGAGGACCCUGGGACCAGUUGUUUUCGAGAGGGCGCAUGAGAGAGGUGGCCACUUUCCCGCAACCGAGAGGCCCGAGGCACUGGCUGGCGAUCUCAAGGACAUGUUUUCGCUCUCGCUGGGAGGGUUUGGGAAGGCGGUGCAGGAGAAGUUGAAAUCGAAAUGA
Molecule: messenger RNA, 1242 nt
Organism: Pyricularia pennisetigena
Lineage: Eukaryota; Fungi; Ascomycota; Sordariomycetes; Magnaporthales; Pyriculariaceae
Exons: 3
Coding region: 1-1242 (413 amino acids)
Biological process (GO): epoxide metabolic process
Molecular function (GO): epoxide hydrolase activity
Source: RefSeq, a predicted model, not a curated record